ACACACUACACGUACAUGACUCUCUCAACCCAAAAUCCCAACUAUAAAACCUCAACUCCAAUCCCACCUUUUCUGUCUGAUUACACUCAAUAAAAGUUAUACAACACCAACCCCCAAACCCCAAAAGAGGAAAAAAAUAAUCUUAAAAGAAUACCGAAAAUAAAACAGGCACCGUUACAUGGCAACUUCCGACCUAACAACGACUCAAACGACGGCCGACGAUCACGGCGGUGAAGGGACCAUCUCGGCCCUCCAUCCAGACAUCAUUCGGGCCCACAUCCUGGCCCGUCUCGACGGCCCAGCACUCGCUUCGGCCUCCAGCGCGUCGUCUCAGCUCCACGCGCUUUCUGCUGACGAGACUCUUUGGCGAGACAUAUGCACCACCAUGUGGCCCUCCAUAGCGGAUCCCCGCCUCUGCCAGCUCAUCCUCUCCGGCUUCCCUUCUGGCCACCGUUCCUUCUUCUCCGACUCUUUCCCGACCAUCGGUGAGGUCCCACCUCGGGUAUUCAAUAAUUAUCUCAGUGGGCCCUCCGGAUUAAUCUCCGCCGUCGAUAUUUUCUACCAAGGUAAGCUGGUCCUCUCCAAGAUCCAAGAGACCGAAACCGUGUCAGAGUGGUUCCUCUGCUCGCCGUUUAUCGUCGAUUUGCUCGACCCGAAAGACCCAGUCCCGACAGAAAUACUACGCGCCGCCGUACCCGGGGACGACGACGGCGCGUGGUUGAAACACUUGGAAGAUAAUUUAACGCUGAGCUGGAUCCUAAUCGACCCGAACCUUAAGAGGGCGGCGAAUGUUUCGAGCCGUAGACCGGUGUCGGUUAAACGACACUGGCUGACCGGAGAGAUUCAGCUCCGGUUCUCGACGGUGAUGGCGGGCGAAGGAAGUAAUGGGUCGCCGGGGUGGUGGGUUGGAGCGGCGACGAGGGAGGUGGUGCAGUGCGGGGUGGUGGUGACGUGCGGGGGUGACAAGGAAGGAGGGAGGAUGUACGUGAGGGAGGUGGGGCUGCACGUGGAGGACAUGGAAGGGAAGCACCUCAAGGGGAGUGAGAGCUUGGUUAUAUUGGGGAACGCCGUGGAAGGCGGGGCCAGGAGAAAGGCACGGAAGAGUACGGAGGGGAAAGAGAGGUACGAGGAAUAUUUGGGAUUGACGAGAGAGAGAAGAGAGAGAAAGCAGAGUCGAGAGAGAGCUCUUGACUUGGCCUGCAUCGCUACUGGCCUCUCUAUCUUUGUCCUUUUUUGGUCUUUCAUUCUCUUCAGAUAAAAAAACUACUGGUUGGUUAUACAGUUAUUACAGUUACUCAGUACAUAAUAUUACUGAAAUUACAAAUAUAACGAUAAUUAUCUCAAUUAAAUUAUAUGUUUCUUUAUGUAACAGAUACGUUGGUAGAAAUAUGAACAUCCAUAUAUUUUUUUUCAUUAA
This is a messenger RNA of Humulus lupulus (European hop), 1417 nucleotides long. RefSeq names its product F-box protein At2g27310. The record is from RefSeq and is a predicted model, not a curated record. The transcript has a single exon. Lineage: Eukaryota; Viridiplantae; Streptophyta; Magnoliopsida; Rosales; Cannabaceae. Bases 179 to 1258 code for a protein of 359 amino acids. Gene Ontology annotation, molecular function: protein binding.